Molecule: messenger RNA, 993 nt
Organism: Adineta ricciae
Lineage: Eukaryota; Metazoa; Rotifera; Eurotatoria; Adinetida; Adinetidae
Source: the annotation of a GenBank genome assembly
AUGCAAAGUGAGACGAAAUCUUCUUCAGUAAAUGAAAGUAAAUCAGAACAGAAUGGAACAAUUGACAAAUUUGAUAAUUUGAAUUUAAAUGAAUCACUUUUACGUGGAAUUUAUCAAUAUGGAUUCGAUUCUCCAUUAGAAAUUCAACGAAAAUCUCUUCAAUCGUGUCUCUCAGGUCGUGAUAUGAUUAUACAAUCUGAAUCAUAUUCAGGAAAGACAAUAACAUCUUUGAUAACCGUAUUACAACGAAUUGAUGGAAAUUGUAAAGAUUGUCAAGCAUUAAUUGUUGUUUUAACACGUGAAUUAGCUCAAUCAAUUUAUGAAAUAAUUAUUUCACUUGGUCAAUUUAUGAAUUUAUCAUAUCAUUGUUGUAUUGGUGGAAUUGAAAUUCGAGAAGAUAUGAAAGCUUUUGAAAAAAAUGUUCAAAUUGUUAUUGGAACACCUGCUCGAAUCUCUGAUCUAUUUAGAAGAUCAAUACUUAAAAAUGAUCAAAUUCGAAUAAUUGUCUUCGAUAAUCUUGAUGAAAUUCUUUCAUAUGGUUUUCAAAAAGAAAUUUAUGAAAUUAUUGCUACUUUGCGAAAAGAUUUUCAAAGUAUUGUUUUAUUAAACACAAUAUCUGAAGAAUUAAUGAAAUUAACGGAAAAUUUUCUAAAUAAUCCUAUAAAUAUUCUUCCAAAGAACAAAGAAUUGAUAUUUAAAGAUAUUCAACAAUAUUAUGUUAAUGUUGAACGUGAAGAAUGGAAAUUCGAAACUUUAUUGGACUUAUUAAAUUUAAUUACAAUAAAUCAAAUUGUUUUAUUUUGUAAUUCAAAUGAAAAAAUUCAUUGGUUAACUGAAAAACUUCGUGAAAUCAAUUAUAAAGUUUCUCCUCUUUAUCGUAAAAUGAAUUUGAAAGAACGAAAUGAAUCAAUAAAAGAUUUUCGAAGAAAUUUAACUCGAAUUUUAAUUCGAACAGAUUUAAAUGAAAAUCAAAUGAAUAUUUUUCAANCGUGA